AUGCGCUGGAAAAGUGAGGUAAAAGUAGAGUGUCGCAUUGGUAAGGAGAAUGAAAACGGAUCUCUGGUGUCCAACGACGAGCUUCUCGUCAUGUGUGAAGAUUGCAAAGGAGACGAAGAGCUGCUGGGCAAAUGCACUGAAGACAGGAGAGACAUAAUGGGCGCACCGGUGGAAGUUUUGGAUGAAGAAGCGUCGUCCCUGCAGGCGAUGUCCUCUGCGCCUCUGUUGGGCAGAACUGUGUGUGCGAGCUGCAACGAGGAAAUAGUUGAUAAAUAUCUAUUAAAGGUUAACGACUUGUGCUGGCAUGUGCGCUGUCUCUCCUGCAGCGUGUGUCAGACUUCACUUGGCAGCCACACAAGUUGCUACAUCAAAGAAAAAGAGGUUUUCUGCAAACUGGAUUACUUUCGGAGAUACGGCACUUGGUGCGCGUGCUGCGGGCGGAACAUCCACUCCACAGACUGGGUCCGCCGGGCGAAGGGCAACGUCUAUCAUCUGGCCUGCUUCGCCUGCUUCUCCUGCAAGAGGCAGCUGUCCACCGGGGAGGAGUUCGCCCUGGUGGAGGGAAAAGUGCUUUGCAGGGUUCACUACGACUGCAUGUUGGACAACCUCAAGCGGGCGGUGGAAAAAGGAAACAGCGUUAACAUGGAAGGAGCUGUGCCCACCGAACAGGAGAUCAACCAGCCCAAACCCUCCAAGAGAGCUCGGACCAGCUUCACUGCUGACCAGCUGCAGGUGAUGCAGGCUCAGUUUGCUCAGGACAACAACCCAGACGCCCAAACACUGCAGAAACUAGCAGAGCAGACAGGCCUCAGUCGAAGAGUCAUUCAGGUCUGGUUCCAGAACUGUCGAGCACGCCACAAGAAGCACGUGAGCCCCAACCACACCUCCAGCACCCCCAUGACCUCACUGCAGCCCAGCCACCUGUCCCAGCCCACCCCGACCCCUGAGGAGCUGCAAUACACCGCCUACGGAGGUCCAGAGGGGUCGAUGCUCUCAGCACUCCACUCCUUCAUAGACAUACACUCGCCUCCAUCCUUGUUUCAACCGCUGCUGCCAGCCCACGCCAUGACCUCGCUGCCUGUGUCUAACGCCUGAGCUGCUCUCUCUCUCUUACACUCACACACACCUGACCAAUGUUUUUCCAUUAUUAGCAGCA
Messenger RNA from Pelmatolapia mariae (spotted tilapia), 1156 nucleotides. Its product is annotated as LIM/homeobox protein Lhx8. Gene Ontology annotation, molecular function: RNA polymerase II transcription regulatory region sequence-specific DNA binding; DNA-binding transcription factor activity, RNA polymerase II-specific. The transcript has 9 exons. The coding region runs from base 1 to 1095 and encodes 364 amino acids. The record is from RefSeq and is a predicted model, not a curated record. Gene Ontology annotation, cellular component: nucleus. Lineage: Eukaryota; Metazoa; Chordata; Actinopteri; Cichliformes; Cichlidae. Gene Ontology annotation, biological process: regulation of transcription by RNA polymerase II; forebrain neuron development; neuron differentiation.